Opisthorchis viverrini is the source of this 480-nucleotide messenger RNA. RefSeq lists its product as hypothetical. Bases 1 to 480 code for a protein of 159 amino acids. The transcript is spliced from 3 exons. Lineage: Eukaryota; Metazoa; Platyhelminthes; Trematoda; Opisthorchiida; Opisthorchiidae. The record is from RefSeq and is a predicted model, not a curated record.
AUGGACCCACAAAUGGGACUAUUUUUAUCUAAGUCGGACAGUACGCAGUCGGCAGCGGUAUGUGGGACAUACCCAAUCGGUCUCCAAAUCGUGCCCGGGCUAGCCUUCCUUCUAAAGCAAGGACGUAUCAAGUCCCCGUGUGACCGGAUGCAUGAAUUGGCCACCACUGUACCCGGUUCAUGCAACGCCAUAGCGAGAACCAUUUCCUUGAGACUAGAUCGUGGUCCCCAUUUUCUUUUCCAAAAUAAAAACACGCUGUCUGACUCCAUUAUCAGAUGGAAAGAAUUCAAAGAGCAAAUACACUCAAACAGAAACGUUAUGCGCCCAAUGGUGCUAAUCACUAAGGACCUCUAUGUACAAGAUUUGAAUCAUCACCGGGUACAAGCAGGGGCGAGAUGGCCCAAGUGGUUAGAGCGCGAAUUUACUGCCGGAAGGUCCCGUGGUUCGAAUCCGACCUCCGCCACUCGACUUCCCGUUUAG